Molecule: messenger RNA, 726 nt
Organism: Sturnus vulgaris (Common starling)
Lineage: Eukaryota; Metazoa; Chordata; Aves; Passeriformes; Sturnidae
Source: RefSeq, a predicted model, not a curated record
AUGCUUCUGCCAGUGGUGUUCCUGUGUCUCACAGCUGUGCUGCCUCCAUCCAAUGGACAGGAAACUGAAGCUCUCAGUGCUCUGUCAAGCAGCAGAGCAGAGCAGCAAAAGCUGAUUGUUGACAGACAUAAUGCCCUCAGGAGAGAAGUAAAACCAACUGCCAGCAACAUGAUGAAGAUGGAAUGGUGUCCUCCAGCUGCAGAGAAUGCCCAAAAUUGGGCCAAUCAAUGUACUUUAAAGCACAGUCCUCCAAAUCUGAGGAGAACUGAUGUACAAUGUGGUGAGAAUCUCUUCAUGUCCUCUGCCCCCUUCUCAUGGUCAGAUGUUCUUCAGGCCUGGUACAAUGAGGAGAAAAAUUUUGAAUAUGGAACUGGGGCAAAAACAAAAGGUGCUAUGUUUGGCCAUUACACUCAGAUGGUUUGGCACAAUUCUUAUAAAGUUGGAUGUGGUUUUGCUUUCUGCAGCAACACUACGUACAGUUACUUUUACGUCUGCCAGUACUGCCCCACGGGAAACCUAAUACAUUCAAUGAAGACACCCUACAAGGAAGGAGAGCCCUGUGGGGAUUGCCCCAAUGCUUGUGAGGAUGGAUUAUGCACCAACCCCUGCAAGUAUCAAGACCUCAUUGGAAACUGCAAAAAUCUGAAAAUGUUGUUUGGCUGUAGCAACUCAAUGGUGAAGAAGAAGUGCCCUGCAAGCUGUAAAUGCACCACUCAAAUCAUCUAA